Alligator mississippiensis (American alligator) is the source of this 1912-nucleotide messenger RNA. It is a transcript of the gene ZWINT, whose product is annotated as ZW10 interacting kinetochore protein. The record is from RefSeq and is a predicted model, not a curated record. The transcript has 11 exons. Gene Ontology annotation, biological process: mitotic cell cycle checkpoint signaling; mitotic sister chromatid segregation; establishment of localization in cell. Gene Ontology annotation, cellular component: cytosol; dendrite; kinetochore. Lineage: Eukaryota; Metazoa; Chordata; Crocodylia; Alligatoridae. The coding region runs from base 686 to 1831 and encodes 381 amino acids.
CAGUGGGGAGAAGGGCUGGACGCAGCGGGGUCUACCAAGGUAGCUCUAAUGGUGCGACUAGAACAGGGAACGGGAUUUGGGGCUGAAGCACCAAGUAGGGGGGAGAUGAGGAGCCAGGAUUGAGGAGGGGCGUGGCCCGGGCUUUCUCUUCGGUUCCACUAGACCGGACACCCCGGAUCCCUAGGACGGGAGAGGGGUGGGAGCCCGGACGCCUGAGUUCUUAAAGCAGUGUAGUGUGCAGGGUGACGGGAAUUAAGGACGCCUGAGGCGGGGUACUUCCCCACCUCCAAGAGAGCGGUCUCCAUCUUUGCCUGUUCCCAAAACAGCGGAAUCCAGAAUAUCCUCUCCCACAUUAAGCCCUGUUUCAAAAUGGCUGCCCAUCUAUGCCCCGCCCCCAAAUGGCCGCCCCCACUGCAACUACUCCUAAUAAGAUGGCGGCCCUCAUGCUCCUGACCUCUCUGGUUGUUACCUGAUGGCCAAUAGUGCCGGACCUUCGCGAGAGGGAGGUAGGACCAAGCUAGAAGCCCGGGCUCCGAUUGGCUGUUACUUCGUGCCAAUAGUUCCACGCCUGCUCGGGGAAGGCCCAAGCUGGAAAAUCGCCCGCUUACUGGUUUAUUCACUGUGGAAAACAGAACCGUGUCGCACAAGGAGCUGUACAUUGCACGGGGAAAUGAAAGCAUGUUGAAUGGGCAGCAGGUUCCACAGGGAAACAAGAGCGUGUUGGACCAGGGCUGUGUAUUGCAUGUGGAAGAUACUGGCCGAAGUGGAGGCAGCGCUAGAACCUCCCGAGCGGGAUCGAGAGGAGCCCGAGCUGCCGGCACGCGUGCGCGCUGAAUAUGCGGCGGACACCCGUCAGAAGCAGAAGCUCCUGUGCUCGCAGCUGCAGGUUGUCGCCUUCCUCCUUGAUGCCUUUGCGAAGGCCCCAGGCCCUCGCCCCAAUCAGGAGCACAGUGAUGCCCUUGUCCGCCAAGAGGUUAUAGCAGCGAAGCAAUGCUGGAAGGAGCUGAAAGCUGGGUACCAGGCAGGGGUAGCAGCGCUGACAGAGGCAGCCCCAGGGGCCCUGGCUCAGUUCAACAGGGCCCAGUGCCAAGCCCAGUGCCUACAGGAUGCCCUCACUCGCCACCAGCACCAGCGACAGGGAACAUUAAAGAAGCAAUGGGUAGCACAGGAGCAACUACUGCAGGAGCAGGUGUUAGGGCUCCGGGCCAAAGUGACAUCAGGCUGCACCAAGCGCAGCCACCUCCAGGGGGAGCUGCAGAGUCUCCAGGAUGAAGCCCAGGCCUGGCGGGACACCGCCCAGCAGGCCCUGGAUUGGUGCCACCUGCUUGAGACCCUUCAGGGAGCUCAGUUGCUCCUGCCCAUGGGGGGCAGAACCUCACCUGAGGCGGCGGAGCUAGAGCUGAGCUGGGCCCCGCCCCCUGGGGACCUCGAGGCUGCUGGCCCUCCUUUGCGGGUUGCCCUGUGCCAGGCAUCUGGGGGCAAAGUUGAGGUCAUGCCAUGCUGCCCACUGUUCCUGCCCCCCAAGGCUCUGCCCCCUGGGCUUGGCCCUGCCCUCCUGGAGCUGGAGUGGAGCCGCCGCUGCCAGGCCCAGCUCUUGGCUGAGAUCACAGAGCUGCAGCAUCGGUUCGCCAUUGACUGGGAUCCCCAGAGGCGGCACCUGCGACUCCUUUGCCCUACAGCAGUCUGGACCCUGGAGGUGGAGCCGGGCUACCCAGGGGAUGGGGGAGUGCGACUGAGCACAGGGUCCCCCCUCCCCUGUCUGGGCCAGCCCCCCCAGGAAGCCUCAUCCCUGAGCAACUGGCUGGAGUAUCUCAGUGCCUUGGAUGCAUGAGACAUUCCCUUCUCCUUCCCCAAGUUUUGGGGUGAUUCCUUCCUCCCCCCUUCUUGGAAAUAAACUUGCACUGGCUUGGUC